Meloidogyne enterolobii is the source of this 744-nucleotide messenger RNA. NCBI's taxonomy places the organism in Eukaryota, Metazoa, Nematoda, Chromadorea, Rhabditida, Meloidogynidae. The record is from the annotation of a GenBank genome assembly.
AUGGAAAUAUUUGGCCAACGUUUAGAAAAAGAAUAUGGAGAAUUGGCUGUCUUUACUUCCCCAACAGUUGAAUACUUGGCAGAUAUUGUUAAUAAUGAAUCAAUUAGACAAAAACGUUAUGGAGGGAAAGAGCAAAUUGUUAUUUCAAAACCUUCAUCUUUUCCUAGCUGUCCAACAGAUAUUGUUUGUUAUCACGAGCCAGUAUCUCUAGUUUCAAUCGUUACUCCAGCCGAAUAUUUUCAAUUAAUUAAUUCUUUAUGUGAAAAUGCCAGAGGAGAAAAUAUAGAGACAAUGUAUAUUGACGAAACAAAAAUGUUACUUAAAUGGAGACUAACAAGUGGUUAUGCUUCUUUUGAUAUGAAAGAUGAUGGUUAUAGAGAAUGUAAAUUAGAGAAGAUUUGUAUUUAUUUAAAUGACAAACAAAUAGAAGAAUUAUCGUUAAUCUGUCCAAGUGUAAUUGCAAGAAAACGGGCUAAUCAAAUGAUUAAUAAAUUAAAAAAUGAAAUUCCUUCUCAACAAAUCGAAGUUACAAUAAGGGCUUCUUUUGGCACUUCGAGAAAAGCUGUGGCACAAGCAAUUAUUAAACCAAUGAAAAAAGAUUUUGCUGGAGUUUUGAAGGGCAAUUUUGUGGCUGAUCGUCUUGGGAAAAAAUUAAAACAUCAAAGGGAAGGAAAAGAAAGAAUGAAAAAUGUGGGAAAUGUUAGAAUACCACAUCAAGCUUUUCUUAAUGUUUUGAGAAAAUAA